AUGCCGCAACCACAAACCCACUAUCCCCCUCCGCCGAUGUCUGCGCCGGCUCACCAGACAACGUUCAAUUUCCCACCACAAGCAUACCCUCCGCCUCCUCAGGUCUCUCCCCCACCAUCGCAACCAUCGCCUGCUUCACAAGCCCAUGCGCCCCCGAACAACUUUAGCUAUCCUCCCCCGCCUCAGGCCCAACAAGCAAAUAAUGUGUAUCCGGGACCGCCCCCGUCCGUCAGCCCUCCAGUUCAGAGCCCGCCACUGGAGAGCCAGUACCCGCAUGAAAAGCCACCUAUCUAUAACCAACAGCCCGCAGCUGCGUUCCAGCAACCCGCGGCCCCAAAUAUCAGUAGACCCAUCUCUCAGUCCUCUUCCGUGAACACGGGUCGAAUGGAGAAGAUCCCGGGUGGAGCGCCCGCGUACGGAGAUUUCAAAGGAGCUGUCGCAACCCACGACGAUAAUACCGGCACGUUUAAUGGAGGGAGCUAUAGAAUCAGUCAUCGUGAUUCGAACUCCCUCUUGACGAUCCAGUUGGCCAUGGGUGCUCCAUUGAUUGUCAAGCCAGGUGCUAUGUUGGCAAUGUCGCCGACAAUCACUCUCCGGGGUGAAUUCCACUUCACCAUGAAGAAGCUCAUUGCCAAAGGCCAUAUGGGCAUGUCGACCUAUACAGGACCAGGAGAACUUCUACUCGCACCCUCCGUACUGGGAGAUCUGAUGGUGCUUCCCGUCCGUAAGGAUACAGAAUGGAUGAUUGGCAGAGACGCUUUUCUGGCGCAUUCAUCCGCUGUCAGCCACGAAUAUGUAACCCAGGGUCUGACAAAGGCAAUGUUCUCCGGAGAGGGAUUGUUCGUGUACAAAAUCACCGGGUCUGGGCUCUUGUGGAUCCAGAGUUUCGGCGCGAUCAUCAAGAAGGAGCUUGUGGAGGGCGAGAAAUACUUUAUUGAUAAUGGUUACCUCGUCGCAUGGAACUGCGAUUAUACGCUCGAGCGCGUUGCAUCCGGUGGAUUGAUAUCUGCUUUCUCUUCUGCUGAAGGUCUUGCUUGCAAGUUCAAGGGACCCGGGACUGUUUACUUCCAGACGAGAAAUUUGAACGUGUUUGGCAUGCAGAUGAAGAUGAGCACAGCUAGUGGUUAA
Penicillium verhagenii is the source of this 1128-nucleotide messenger RNA. Its product is annotated as AIM24 family protein. Bases 1 to 1128 code for a protein of 375 amino acids. The transcript has 5 exons. NCBI's taxonomy places the organism in Eukaryota, Fungi, Ascomycota, Eurotiomycetes, Eurotiales, Aspergillaceae. The record is from RefSeq and is a predicted model, not a curated record.